Molecule: messenger RNA, 1388 nt
Organism: Dalotia coriaria
Lineage: Eukaryota; Metazoa; Arthropoda; Insecta; Coleoptera; Staphylinidae
Product: protein bric-a-brac 2-like
Exons: 3
Coding region: 208-1245 (345 amino acids)
Biological process (GO): regulation of transcription by RNA polymerase II
Cellular component (GO): nucleus
Molecular function (GO): protein binding
Source: RefSeq, a predicted model, not a curated record
UCAUUGGUCUCAUUUUACAGUGUGGAGUGAAAGUGGCUCGUAGUUGAACGUCUGACAUUUCCAUAUUAUUAAUUUUUGUUUGGCCAUUAUCUUAAUUUAUCUCAGUUGUUAUUCGCGUUAUGUCGUUUAAUAUCUUUGGUUUUGCUUUACGUUGUUUAGCGUUCAAUUAAACGCAGUGCGUGCGAUUCUAGCUGGAGUGUGUCAAGAAUGGCUUUUGAACAGUUCUGCCUAAAGUGGAACAAUUUCCAGAGCAACAUUCUCACAGCGUUUGAGAGCCUGCAAUCGACUGAAGAUCUCGCCGACGUGACGCUUGCAUGCGAAGGCACUACUAUCAAGGCACACAAGUUUAUUUUGUCAGCCUGCAGUCCAUAUUUUAGAACCAUAUUCAAAGAGAAUCCAUGCUCACAUCCAGUUGUGAUAUUAAAAGAUGUCCAUUAUAGUGAUCUAAUAGCUUUGUUGAAUUUUAUGUAUCAUGGAGAAGUUAUGGUGUCAAAGGAACAACUGCAGACAUUUCUCAAAACAGCUGAGGUCCUGCAGGUGUCAGGACUGAAAAGUCUGCCUGAUUUAUGUCAGAAGAUGAAGACUAAGAGGAUUAUACAAGAAAUUGAACCAGAAUGUGCCAAGAAACAGCGAAUUGAGCGAAAACAGGACAAGAUUGAAGAUAGGCAACCAAACGAACAGGAAAACAAAACUACAACACCAAUCCUACCCGUUGAUAGCAUAAAAAUCGAAGCAGAAGACGCGCCUAGCGACACAGAGUCCUUUCCAGAAAAACAAGACUCUCCAGGAAAGGAUAAAUCUCUGCUGGAAGCAGCUUUAGAGGUAAAGGAUGCUCCAGCAAGCAUUCUAGAAAGAUCUCUAACUUCACAAGCAAAUUCAGUAAAAACAAAUCUCGCUGAAAUAAAAUGCGAGUCCAUACCUCGCAAACCACCAGAAGAGUCCAACAAACGUGAAAUCGACGACAGCGACCACAUGACAAACAGCAAUGACAGCAUCGGUAAUGGCGGCGUAUCCGGUACACCAGCGCCCUCUAUUACUGAACCACCGGUGCAUCACUCAUCGCAAUGCGGCACAUGUCCGCAUUGCAAACUGCCCUUCACCAACCAAUCCUCACUCAAGUAUCAUGUGCGUUUGGUGCACUCCGAACUGCUGAAUCUCUACUGUUGCCAUCUUUGCCCGCUGACUUUCGGCUUCCGCUACGGCUACAAAAAGCACAUGGCGGAUGUGCACAGCGUGCGUACAUAAUUUUAUCUAGAACCAACUUGUUACAGUAAAACUGAAAUUCUAUUUAUAUAUUUUUUUACGCAUGUGACGCGCGAUAUAAUCGCAAUGGCGGAGAAUGCAAUGUUUUAUUGAGAUAAUAAACAAAAUUUUAUACUUUUAUAAAA